CACCAGUCUGAUUCUGUUCCUGCAUGUUUUUAUGUACUGUAGCAAAUUCGUUUAAAUAAUGUAUGCUUUUUGACAAAAUAGAAGUACUAGCCAGAGUCCAUUAUGCUGUACUUAAAAACGGGUCUAAAUGUAUGCAUACGCUGUUUUACAGAGAAAUCUGUAUGGAGACGAGGACUGUCUACUACACAAAUGGUAGGAGAGAAUCUUACAAUGAUGCUUUUCCUCAGAUCUGUCAAGAACAAACCUUGCCCAUCAAACGAUAUUGUCACAUAUUCCUCAUACACAGAAGGGUGCUGUAUUUCUUUUACAAUUCCAUUACUGUCCAGCUGCCUUCAUAAGAUGUGGUGGAGUAAGAGGGCUGUUUGGAGGAGGCCGUGGCAAUGUUCGUCAGCAGACUCUGGAGGACAUUGCAGAAAACAUCAGAGAGCGCAAGUUCAAAAGAAUAGUGGUGAUGGCAGGGGCAGGUAUCAGCACACCCAGUGGAAUCCCAGACUUCAGAACGCCUGGCAGCGGUCUUUAUGACAACCUUCAACAGUACAAUCUGCCUUAUGCUGAGGCCAUAUUUGAAAUAAAUUACUUUCAUCACAAUCCAAACCCUUUUUUCGCUCUUGCCAAAGAGCUUUAUCCUGGUAAUUACCAACCCAAUCUGACGCACUACUUCAUUCGUCUGCUUCAUGAUAAGGGACAACUACUCAGGAUGUACACACAAAACAUUGAUGGACUAGAGCGAAUGGCUGGCAUCCCUCCAAAGAUGUUGGUGGAGGCACAUGGAACAUUUGCCACAGCCACAUGCACAGUUUGCAGACAGAAUUACAAGGGAGAGGAACUCAGGAAUGAUAUCAUGGAAGGAACAAUACCCAAAUGCCCUACUUGUAAAGGAAUCAUCAAGCCUGACAUUGUGUUCUUUGGUGAGGAGCUCCCUCAGCAAUUCUUCACCUACCUUACAGACUUCCCAAUAGCAGACUUACUGAUUGUCAUGGGAACAUCUCUAGAGGUGGAGCCCUUCGCCAGCUUGGCUGGUGCCGUGCGUGGUUCUGUGUCACGGCUUUUGAUAAAUCGAGAUCUUGUGGGGCCGUUUGCUUGGGGGUCCCAACGUCACAAUGACGUGGCUGAGCUGGGUGACGUGGUGAGUGGGGUAAAAAAGCUGGUGGAGCUCCUUGGUUGGAAGCAGGAAUUAGAAGUCCUAAUGAAUGUUGGCGGAGAAAGGAAGCAGUCUAUAUAAAUGUUUGUUCUCAUUUCAAAGGCCUAAAAACUAGAGAUACAGUAUCUGAAGAUUUCCCUUCAUUUUCUAUAGACAGUGAACAAGGAGGAGUGAGCAAAUAAAUUUCAUUUUGACAUGGGAUCUGGAGACCCAGAAUGGGACUGAUUGUUGCUCAGCCCUUUGGAAAGCCCAGUGAGUGACUUCUGUCUCAGUUGUCAGCAAGCCCUGACGGGACUGGGUUUCAUUUGUUGACAAGGUGUACUUGAAUAUACUGGGUUGAGCAUAAAGGCAAUGUGGUAAUUCACAAGCACUAUUUAAAAUAAUGAGUACAAUAAUGUAGCUGACAAUCUUUGUUUAGCUGGCUGGUAUUCGUCAUGUUAAACAAACAAUAUGACUGUGUGGUAUGAUUAAUUCAUUGUGUAACUAACGGUGGUUCUGAGAUUGAGUGGCAUUCAGCUGGUCAGUUGAUCUCAUUAGGGAAAACCACUCUGAUGAACAAUAAAAGCUUUUUCUAAGUUCGGAGUCUUUAUCUUGUGUGAGUGUGUAGGAUUUGUAUCAUAUUUGUCAAAUGUAGUAUUCAGUUCUUUAUAAUUAUAAAUGUGACAUUAUCAAAGUACCUUAACAUACAACAUUUAUAGGAAAGUUUUAAGACUUCUGGCUUUAAAUACUUUACCCUGAGUGAUUGUCAAGCACACGGCAAGGCUGUUCUCAGUAAGCUCGCUGUUUAAUUGCUUUUUGAUUCCCAAAAUUGUGUUGCAUUUUCCCCCCAACGGGUCAUGUCACACUAAAACAAUCUAGAAUGUUACAUAUGAAAUAUGUUGCAUCAAAUCUGCAUUACAGGCUUUUGAAAGGCACUUAUGUGUGGGGAAAAUAUAUGAUUGUCACUGCAUUAGAGUAGAUAUGAAAAUGUCAAACCAAGUGCAAUUAUUGUAAAGACAGAACAAGCUAAACUUUGAUAGACAUGCUGUUCAUUGAAGAUUGAAAAAGAGAUUUAAAUAUUUUCUGAUAUGUCAAUAUAGAGGAAUAUGUCUAUAAUUAAUGUGAUAAUUUACACCUGGUGGUUACUCUGUUAGGGUACCUACUGUAAGUGAACUUGUAGGGAAAUUGCUCCCUAUUACAUUAUAUACUGCACUGUUUAUUUGAGGGGACAGCCAUUUGUAAUGGUGUCCAAAAUCAUAGUGGAUAUUAUCGAGUGCACUCAUUCAGUCUCAUAAUGCAACGCAGUGACGAGUGUACAGCUAAUGUGCACUCAGUGGCUAGCCGCUAGAGAAUACUCAUGAACUGAGGGUUACGCUGAAAAAAUUCCCAUGUCUGAGAAAAAGAUGGCUUUCACAGCCUUUUUCACUUAGUUUCUGAAUUUAUCCAUUACUUUUUAUUCACUACUUCAAGUGCACUAUAUUAGUGGAGUAAUGUAGCUUAGAAGAUAUUAAGCAAGCAUAUGGGUGAUUUUGGACACAACAGGGAAGAGAAGAAAUUGUUAAAUAAAGUUGUUAUUUUUGCACACAAAAAGUAUUCUUGUAGGUUCAUAAAAUUAAGGUUGAACCACUGAUGUCCCAUGGGCUAUUGUAAUGACGUCCUUACCUUUCUGGGCCAUGAAAGUGGUAGGACCAUUGCUGUCUAUGCAGGGUCAGAAAGCUCUCAGAUUUCUUAAAAAAUAUCUUAAUUUUUUUUUCUGAAGAACGAAGGUCUUACAGGUUUGGAACAACAUGAGGUUGAGUAAUUAAAAGAAGUAGUUCACUUCAGAACAAAAAUUUAUAGAUAAGGUACUUACCAGGUUGUCAUCCA
Molecule: messenger RNA, 2986 nt
Organism: Labeo rohita (rohu)
Lineage: Eukaryota; Metazoa; Chordata; Actinopteri; Cypriniformes; Cyprinidae
Gene: sirt3
Product: sirtuin 3
Exons: 8
Coding region: 452-1222 (256 amino acids)
Molecular function (GO): NAD+ binding; histone deacetylase activity, NAD-dependent
Source: RefSeq, a predicted model, not a curated record